CCCUCCAAACCCAAACCCUCACCCCACUUCUCGAACCUUCAUUCUCCAUUUCUUCUCCCCGACCUCGCCUCCCUUCCGCAUCCGCACGAACGAAGCGAGGAGCGGACGAACCUUACCAAAUCUUCCCGCCUCCCCUCCGAGCUGCAGCCAUGGCGACCGUCAUGCAGAAGAUCAAGGACAUCGAAGACGAGAUGGCACGGACACAGAAGAACAAAGCCACUGCUCACCAUCUUGGUCUUCUGAAGGCUAAACUCGCAAAAUUACGGCGGGAGUUGCUCACUCCGACAUCCAAAGGUGGUGGUGGUGCAGGUGAAGGAUUUGAUGUCACGAAGAGUGGAGAUGCACGUGUUGGUUUAGUUGGCUUUCCUUCUGUCGGGAAAUCAACAUUGCUGAACAAGUUGACAGGAACAUUUUCAGAGGUUGCUUCCUACGAGUUUACAACUCUAACAUGUAUUCCUGGAGUUAUCAUGUAUAAAGGGGCUAAAAUCCAGCUUCUAGAUCUUCCCGGGAUCAUUGAAGGUGCUAAAGAUGGAAAGGGUAGAGGAAGGCAGGUUAUCAGCACGGCUAGGACAUGCAAUGUUAUUUUGAUUGUUCUUGAUGCUAUAAAACCAAUAACUCACAAGCGUCUCAUUGAGAAGGAGCUCGAGGGAUUUGGCAUUAGGUUGAACAAGACACCACCCAAUUUGACCUUCAGAAAAAAGGACAAGGGUGGAAUCAACUUUACAUCAACAGUGACGAACACAAACUUGGACCUUGAGACAGUAAAAGCAAUCUGUAGUGAGUACAGGAUCCAUAAUGCUGAUGUCUCCCUCAGAUUUGAUGCAACAGCAGAUGAUCUCAUAGAUGUCAUUGAGGGAAGUAGAAUUUACAUGCCUUGCAUCUAUGUUGUUAACAAGAUAGAUCAGAUAACACUUGAAGAGCUGGAAAUCUUGGACAAACUUCCUCAUUACUGCCCGGUUAGUGCUCAUCUUGAGUGGAAUCUUGAUGGACUCCUAGAGAAGAUAUGGGAAUACUUAGAUUUGGUUAGGAUAUACACAAAACCAAAAGGGCUGAACCCAGAUUACGAGGAUCCUGUUAUCGUGUCAUCUAAGAGGAAAACAGUGGAAGACUUCUGCAACAGAAUCCACAAGGAUAUGGUGAAACAAUUUAAAUAUGCUCUGGUUUGGGGUUCCAGUGUCAAGCAUAAGCCGCAGAGAGUUGGCAAGGACCAUGAGCUUGAGGAUGAGGACGUUGUCCAGAUUAUUAAGAAAGUAUAGGUAUGUGGUGAAAAAACUGUUUUGCAAAACUGGAAGGACCAAUGAGGAUUUUGAGUAGUAGCGUCGUUAGAAGAGCUUCUAACGACGCAUCUGUUAGCUGUAAUGCUCUUAUGUUCCUGGUUCACGUAGAAUUUGAUCAAAAGACAAUGUUUUCUUUUGCCAGCUUGUCAUGUAAUUGUGAGGUUCUUCUCCCCUACUUGGUGGCAUGUGGAAAGAUGCUCUUCAUAUCUUUAGAGCAUGAUAAGAUGAUUCAUGUAUUACAAGUGUUCCUACUUUGUUAGGUGUACGUACAUUCUCUAAUGAUGGUGCUUUCAGCUAUUGUUAGCGAAGAUUCCUUAUUA
This is a messenger RNA of Phragmites australis (common reed), 1597 nucleotides long. Its product is annotated as developmentally-regulated G-protein 3-like. Gene Ontology annotation, biological process: cytoplasmic translation. The coding region runs from base 150 to 1256 and encodes 368 amino acids. The transcript has 10 exons. Gene Ontology annotation, cellular component: cytoplasm. The record is from RefSeq and is a predicted model, not a curated record. Lineage: Eukaryota; Viridiplantae; Streptophyta; Magnoliopsida; Poales; Poaceae. Gene Ontology annotation, molecular function: GTPase activity; GTP binding.